This is a messenger RNA of Magnolia sinica, 3060 nucleotides long. Its product is annotated as wall-associated receptor kinase-like 14. Gene Ontology annotation, molecular function: protein kinase activity; ATP binding. Lineage: Eukaryota; Viridiplantae; Streptophyta; Magnoliopsida; Magnoliales; Magnoliaceae. The transcript has 4 exons. The record is from RefSeq and is a predicted model, not a curated record. Gene Ontology annotation, biological process: protein phosphorylation. Bases 561 to 2612 code for a protein of 683 amino acids.
GAACCGGAUGGUUAAUGUGAAAACAGGCAAUGGUGUGAUUAAACAAACGGACAUCCAUUAACUCAAAAGUUAAGCAUGUCCCAGUCCAUCUAAAUGGUGGAUACAACUCAUCUAAAGUGGGACCAACGGUUUGGAUGACUUACAUAUAGUAGUUUGAGAAUUCGUAUGCAUGUAUAUGGACCGACAUACUCUCCCGUGCAUCAAAUAAAACCCCUUUCUUCCUUCUUCCGUCUGUCGUCAAAAUCAAUACCUCAGUUUUUUCUUAGCUUUUAGUCGUUUUCUUGGAAUCGCAGAGAAAUUUCAGAUCAUUGAAGGAGUGCAGAGAAAAAGUAUUAAAAGAUCUCUCUUCUAUGCUCGCGCAUCAAAUGACUUCCUAUCGGAUGCCAGAAACUGCAUUUUCUCUGAUUCGCAGCAACAGAUGAAGAAAGGAAAUUCCAGUUCUCCAAUCCGGAUAUUGAAGGUGAAAAUCCAAUCCAUUUCGAGAAAAUGAAAAUCCCUCUUUUCGGAUUCCAGAAAAUCAGAGCCUUUUCCACUUCAAUUCCAUCGAUCGCCUGUUAAGGAUGCCUCCCAACGAUCUCGCUCUGUUUCUUAUUCUCAUCCUUUUCUUUUCUAUUCCAAAUCUACCGUCCAUCUCUGCUAAUAUUAGAGGCCACUGUAACCGCUUCUGCGGCGGAAACAGCGUCCAGUACCCGUUCGGCUUCUCGGACGGCUGCGAAAUCCCCUUAAAGUGCAGCAACAGCAGCAGCGGCGGCGAGAUCCGCAUCGGCGAUUUCGGCGUCAAAAGCAUAACGUCCGACGCCAUCCUGAUCGAUAUUCCGUCGAAUUGCGGCCGUCGGAUCCGAUCCAUCUCGAAGCUCUUCGGAUCCAACUUCGCGCCGACGUGGUACAACGGGCUGCUACUGCAGAACUGCAGCUCGAAUAUCUCGGGCUGCUUGAUAUCUACAUCGGUGCUGGAGCGGAAGUUCGAGCUAGAGAGCUGCGGACCGAAGAGCAGCAACAUCAGCUGCUACGCGAAGGAAGUAAAUGAGGGUUUUCUGGGAUUGGAUAACGUGACUAACAGUGGAUGUCAGGUUCUGUUUUCGUCCGUCGUGGUCGGAUAUGGCGAGGGUCGAGCGGCGUUGUCGCUGGAUUUUCAGAGGUUAGAGCUGGGAUGGUGGAUCGAAGGUACAUGCAGCAGGAACGGCAGCUGCUCAUUGCAGGCGAAUUGUACGGAUAUGACGUCGCCUGUGAACGGACGGAAGGGGUUUCGAUGCCGGUGCGUCGACGGGUACAAAGGAGAUGGGUUUCGCGCGGGCGACGGAUGCCAAAAAGUCAAUCGCAACUGCAAUCCGUCAAAGUACAUCUCGCGCCGAUGCGGCAGAACCAUUCAGCUUGGCGUUAUGAUUGGAGGUAUUGUCGCAGGAGCUUCCUUGGUGGCCGCUCUCGCUUUUCUAUGCUGCUACAUUCGACGGUGUUCCACUACCCUCAAAUCCCGACGGAGCGCUAGACUCUUGCUGUCCGAAGCCGCAGGUUCCUGCACCAUCCCUUUCUAUUCCUACAAAGAAAUCGAGAGAGCCACGAAUGGAUUCUCGGAAAAAGAGAGGCUAGGAACGGGUGCAUACGGAACAGUGUAUGCAGGAAAACUCCAUAAUGAAGAAUGGGUUGCCAUAAAAAAGAUCAGGCACCGAGAUAGCAUCGAGCAAGUCAUGAAUGAAAUUAGGCUAAUCUCAUCGGUCAGCCACCCAAAUCUCGUCCGCCUCUUGGGUUACUGCAUUGAGAGAGGCGAACAGAUGCUUGUAUAUGAGUUUAUGCCGAAUGGAACUCUUUCACAGCACCUACAAGGGGAGAGGGGAUCUGGACUACCUUGGACGACUCGACUCACGAUAGCUGUCGAUACAGCCAAUGCCAUUGCCUAUUUGCAUUCUGCAUUGAAUCCACCAAUCUACCACAGAGACAUUAAAUCAAGCAACAUUCUGUUGGACUACAAAUUCAAUUCGAAAGUGGCAGAUUUCGGCCUCUCGAGGAUGGGCCUAACAGAGUCAUCACAUAUCUCGACUGCCCCACAAGGCACGCCGGGGUAUGUCGACCCUCAGUAUCAUCAGAACUUCCAUCUCUCUGACAAGAGCGACGUCUACAGUUUUGGGGUUGUUCUUGUUGAGAUCAUAACAGCAUUGAAGGUGGUUGAUUUCUCAAGGGUGCAAGAUGAGGUGAAUUUGGCCAAACUUGCAAUUGAUAAGAUUGGGAAGGGAUGUGUGCAUGAGAUCAUAGAUCCAUUUCUAGAGCCAAACAGCGAUACAUGGACACUCUCAUCGAUUCACAAGGUGGCUGAGCUGGCAUUCAGGUGCCUUGCAUAUCACAGAGACAUGAGGCCAUCCAUGAUGGAAGUGGCAGCUGAACUAGAGCAAAUCAGGCGUAGUGGGUGGACCCAUAUGGAAGAUGACUUGGGAUCCUGCGAUUCAUCCUGCUCAUCACCAUUGAAUGGCAGCAAGAAACUGCCGGCGAUGUCGAAGACGACAUCCAUGGAGAGUAGGAGAUUGGUGAAGGAUUUAUCACCUGUGUCUGUGGAAGAUCCGUGGUUCAGUGAACAGAGCUCCCCUUCAUCAAACAGCUUAUUGGAUAAUGCAAUUCAAUAAUCUAAGUCCAGAUUGACGAUCUGAAAAGCCCGUUGUGUUGCGUUGUCGGAUGCCCAACCUUGAAGGUCACCGGUUCUGGCUAGGCUCAUCAGCCAACCAUUGUGAUUUUCGGUUCCCAAUAAUCCAUGUAGGACGUGACAGAUGAAUGACCAACGGUGCAGAUAUCAUACAUGUGUGCAAAGAAGCGGAAUAGAGUGCUGGAUGACAUAGGCCAACCAGUAGAAAUGGGUAGAUGGCUAGCUGUAUACUCACAUUCAUGAAGGUAAAAGAAAGCCACAAAGGCGACAACGAAAAGAGCCAAGCGCACGGUGUUGAUCUUAGCCAUCGUUCCAAAAUGCAAGUAAAAUCAGAUGGUUGAUAUUUAAACUGUUCGUGUAUGGGAUUUUUAUAAGUGGUUAAGCGUCCACAAACUUAGUAUUUACGGAUAUAAGAAUCUCAUAUUCAUAAA